Molecule: messenger RNA, 369 nt
Organism: Colletotrichum abscissum
Lineage: Eukaryota; Fungi; Ascomycota; Sordariomycetes; Glomerellales; Glomerellaceae
Exons: 1
Coding region: 1-369 (122 amino acids)
Source: RefSeq, a predicted model, not a curated record
AUGCUAGCAGAGUCAAGACGAGCGUUAUUCGAGCUGUUAUUGACUAGGUUGUCGUUGAUCUUUCAAAAGAAAGCCUUGACAGACGCCAUUAUACCAAACCACGGCCUGGCGUGGUCAGCAGCAGCUCUCUCAGCCUGGAUGAGAGGCUGUUUUAAGUCGAUGAUAGUCGAGCUAGCGGAACGCAAGGGCGCUCUCCCAGCGUCCGGAAGUUCAGCUUCGGUGCCGGCAUUAUCAUCUGUGAUUUCGGUCUUGUACGCUAGCAGCGUUGAACGAUCGGCUUCAUCGUACUCGUCAGGAAGGUUUGUGACUCGACCACGAUUCGUAGCAGGUCGCCUGCUGAAAGACAUCGAUUAUGUUACUCUCUGCUGA